Molecule: messenger RNA, 402 nt
Organism: Seminavis robusta
Lineage: Eukaryota; Bacillariophyta; Bacillariophyceae; Naviculales; Naviculaceae
Source: the annotation of a GenBank genome assembly
AUGUCAAAUAAUCAGCCCAAAGAAGAAGGGAAGGAAGUGGUUCCAAGAACCUCAUCAGCCGAGAUGCAGCCACCACCACCAAAGAAAACUUGCAUCAGAAGCAGAGAAGAACCCGAUGUGACCAUUGUGGUUGGUGGUGUAGAGUUCAAGGAGUAUGGCCAAACCUUGCGUUGCUGGAGUGAUUUCUUUGACACGGCAUUGAGUAGUGGAAUGAAAGAGGCUGUCACCAAACGUUUUGAGUUUCCCGACCGUGAUCCCAAAGAAUGGGAAUGGAUUGUCAGUUUGAUGUCACCCAUUGCUCCAGUUACUGUUGACAAGGAAAACCUACCCAUUGCUCUAUCAUGGUUUGAUCAACUAAGCAGUCCAAUUGGGAUGAAAGAGUGUGGUGGAGUCCUUAAUUAA